UAUAUAAUAACAUAUCUGGUCUACUUAUGUUCAGGUUUUCAAGUGGACUGCCUUCCAGCAUCAGAGCCAUGAUUUAUUACUUACUAAGAUGGGUUGCCUUUUUCUGGAUUGUGAACUCAGUUCCUCGCACUGCUGGAAUGGCAGUGAGUGAACGAACAGAUGGCUCGUGUCCCCCUCUGACUGUAGAAGACCACAGGUUUUCUGAUAGUUUAGAUCGUCCCCUGGAAAUCACAGGAUUUGAUCUCACUGAAAAAUUCCUUCUACGAAAAGGAACAGUCACAGAAGACUUGCCAUCGUUUCGAUUAGGGAGCAGUCCGCUCAUCAAGCCAACAAAAUUAAUAUUUCCUGACGGGUUCUCGAGUGAGUACUCCCUUGUGUCCAUCUUCCGGGUGAGGCGGACUACGAAAAAAGACCGUUGGUAUCUUUGGCAGAUUUUCGACAAGUCAAGAAGCAGUCAGGUAUCUGUUGUGGUAGAUGGUGAUAAGAAGGUGGUGGAGUUUUCUUACCAAACCCUGCUGAAGACCUCCCUCCGCUACACAUUCAAGAGCCGUGACCUGCAUGCCCUCUUUGAUCGCAUGUGGCACAAGCUUAGCAUAUCUGUACAGAGCAACUCCAUCUCCCUUUACAUGGACUGCACUCUAUUAGAAAGGAAAGCGAGUGAUGAGAAGGACAGCAUCGACUUCAGUGGAUACACACUGAUCACUACACGAGUGGAGGAUGGAAAGCCCGUCGAUAUUGAACUGAAAAAAAUUGUCAUUUACUGUGACCCCUACAUGGCUGAGAUGGAAAAUUGUUGUGAACUGGUUGAAAAUAAGUGUGGUGUCAAGAAGACAGUUAAUGGGACAUCCCCUCCUCCAGCUACAGUCCAGAGUCCCCUGAUGCUGUCUCAGCCAGUCUCACAGUCCAUUGACAGAUGUCACUGUCCAGCUGAAAAGGUACGAUCGAUUCCUCCCAACAAGGGCCUCUGA
This is a messenger RNA of Nematolebias whitei (Rio pearlfish), 968 nucleotides long. Its product is annotated as collagen alpha-1(XIX) chain. The coding region runs from base 27 to 968 and encodes 313 amino acids. The record is from RefSeq and is a predicted model, not a curated record. NCBI's taxonomy places the organism in Eukaryota, Metazoa, Chordata, Actinopteri, Cyprinodontiformes, Rivulidae. The transcript is spliced from 7 exons.